Messenger RNA from Fopius arisanus, 1043 nucleotides. RefSeq lists its product as uncharacterized. The coding region runs from base 136 to 813 and encodes 225 amino acids. The record is from RefSeq and is a predicted model, not a curated record. The transcript has 4 exons. NCBI's taxonomy places the organism in Eukaryota, Metazoa, Arthropoda, Insecta, Hymenoptera, Braconidae.
UGAAACGACUCGACAGAUUGCUCGAAGGCAUCGAGCCGUUCGCAGAGAAAGCCGCGUAUCUCCAAACAGUCCAAGUGUCAGUGAUAAUGUUCGUGCUGAAAAUUUUCUGAGUGUGAAGAUCACCUGGUGAUAAAUAUGCCAGCGGCCUCAUCGAUUUAUUGGGACUCGGUCGACUCCCAGAGAUCAUCUGGUAGCUCUGCUGAUGCCGGGAGCAGUCGCCAGUACGUGGACCCCUGGGAUCUGGAGAAUUACGCGUACCUGAGGAGACACAGUGUAUCAUCAUCACCGCAGAUGUAUCAGCCCCCCAGAACCACGUGCAGCCGAUUUACCACCAGGAAAGCCGAACCAGAGCCGGAGUAUUGGUACUCAUCACGGGAACCCAUCAGGGAACCUGGGUAUCACGCCCCAGCAUCCGUCGAGGAACUCUACUUCGGACCUCCUAGACAAACCCAGAGCUAUUAUCAACCUAUUUACGAGGAGGAAAACCCUCGGUACGCUGCACCAGUUUAUGCACCACUCUCCGACCUCGAUUAUGGGAGACACCCCGAGGAUCAACGGACGAAGGAGGUGACCCGCAGGAGGAAGCCAUCCCGGGUGACAACACCCGCUAGAGGGGACUGCGUUUAUCACAGCUCGUCGAGCGUACAGCGACGAGAUCCUGUCGAGGAAGCGGUCCCCCAGGUGACGAGAAGCCAAGAGGAGUGUUACGUGGAUGUUAUCCCACCUACCAAGCUGGGACUCAACACCUAUGGCUAUCUCAAAAUUGAUUACGACAACAGCUGGAAUGCUCUUCAACGAAAAAUGUCUAAAUGAUUUUCACUCGUCAAUAACUAAAGCUUUAUUACUCUAGAUUACGUUAUACAGAAUUUAUUUUUUAUUUGUAACGAAUUACUUUUCGAAUGAUACGUUGUAUAUAGAGAAACACUAGUACCUUUUUAGAAUUAAUUUCUAAUUCGCGUGAGAUAAUUACGAUACGAUAUUUGUAAUGUUUUUUAACUCUUCAGGGAAUGGAAUAAAUUUAUUUUUCUUGAUGAUCAAUUGAA